AUGGAUGGAUCUAGAAUAUAAAAGGCAAAACAAUCAUUAAUUCUAUUUCUUAAAAGUUUGCCUUAAAACUCUUUAUUUAAUAUUGUCUCAUUUGGUACAAUGUAUAUUUCCCUUUGGGAUGAAUCAAGAAAAUAUACUUAAAAUAAUUUAAAAGAAGCCAUUUUACAUGUGAAUAGCAUGAAGGCAGACAUGGAAGGAACCAAUAUUUACAAACCUUUACAAAAUAAGAUAUAUAAUAGUAGUUAUGGACGUUCAAAGGACACAACUUUAAAUGUAUUCUUACUUACAGAUGGAGAAGAUUAUGCAGAUCCAAUCAUUGAACUUGUUAAAAAUAAUAAUCGGGCAGAAACUAGGAUAUAUACAUUAGGAAUUGGAGAAGGUUGCAGUAUUUAUUUAAUAAAAAGAGUUGCUGAGGUAGGAAAUGGAAAGUUUCACAUAGUAGGAGAUAAUGAAGAUAUUAAUGAAAAGGUAAUUGACUUAUUGGAGGAUUCAUUGACUCCAUAUCUCUAAAAUUUUAAAUUAGAAACUAAUGUAAAAGAAGUCUAUUCAAUCAUUCCAAAUCCUGAAUCAAUAGUUAGUCUAAAGAAAAAUUAAGAACUCACUAUUUAGAUUCUAUUUUCCAAUGAAUAAGAAUUAGAAAACAUUGAAUUUAGUAUGCAUUGCUAUAAUCCAUAAGAUAAAUAGCCUAUAAAAUAUUCUGUCAAUUUGAAUUUAAAUUAAUCACAAGACAAUGAAUAUUUUCAUAAAUUAGCCGCCCAUAAGUUCAUCACAUAUUACGAUAACGCAAUAAAAUAUGGUGAAUAACAAGUUAAUUUUAUUAAAUUAAAUAAAUAAUUUCUAAAAGAUGAGGAUAUUGUGAGUCUAUCAAUAGAAAAUCAAAUAUUGAGUAAUAAAACAGCGUUUGUUUGUGAAGUAUGCGUAUUAGAAGAUCAGUUUAAAUAAUAAGAUAGAUCUAAAGUCAAAAUAAUAAAAAUACAUCCUGUAGUAAAUCGUUAUACAGAAGAGACUCAAUAACAGAGGAUGAGUUUGAAUAAUCCUCCUUUAUACUGUAAAAAACUCCCAUUUCAAUAAUAGAAACUAAAAUCAAUCUAAUAAUUCAAUUAAUUGAAACUACCAUUUUUAAAAUAAUUUGUUAGAAAAGAUUAAAAGUAAACACCAUAGUUAGGAUUAAUGGGUAAAAAUUAUCAAAAGUAGGAACCAAUGUUAGAAUGCUUUGGGAAUUAAAUGUAAACACCAUAUUAAACGUCAGCACAAAGGGCAAACAUUUCAUUUCCAAUCGAAUUGUUGGGAAUACAAAUUUCUUAAUCUAUUAAUAUGUCACAAUCAUCCUUGCCACAAAUUGCACUACCCAAAUAAAAUCAGAAAUCAUUAGAAAAUUAAUCAAAUUAGUAAUUGUUAUUGAUUAGUCAGGACAAAAAUAAUGAUCCUACAUAUGAAAAUUUGAUGAAUUUUGCCCAGGUAGAUGGAAGAUUUAAGAUUAAUAAAGACAUUUAAAUGAAGGUCAACUAUUUAAAUUUAAGCAAUUAACAAGGCCUUAAAGCUGACGUAUGGAAUACUCUUUUAAUAUUACUCUAUUUAGAAAAUUUUUGUAGGCAAUUUAAGAAAUCAUGGUAAUUAAUAUAUUUAAAAGGAGUCUAAUAUUUACUUUAGAACGGCAUAAAUUAUAAAUAAAAGAAACAGGAAUUAGGUUAUCCUUAUACAUGA
This is a messenger RNA of Paramecium tetraurelia, 1704 nucleotides long. RefSeq lists its product as uncharacterized. Lineage: Eukaryota; Ciliophora; Oligohymenophorea; Peniculida; Parameciidae. The transcript has a single exon. The record is from RefSeq and is a predicted model, not a curated record.